AUGACUGUGUCUCAGCGGCUGCUUGGGGCUCGGGUCUCAUGUCUGGGGGCAGUGCUGGGCUUCCUUUGCUUCUCAACGGUGCUGAAGGCAGCCCCUGAGUUCUCAGGUUACCUUCAAAAGGUGCUGAAGAACCACACAGCCCACGCCUGUGAUGGGGAGCAACUGGGAGUCAUUUGUCCCCACAAGACCUCCAUUAGCAUCCUAUCUGCAUUUUAUGGGCGUCGAGUGCCCAGCCAGAACCUCUGCCCGAGUACUGGCAAUAUCUCUGGUGAGAGCAUCAUGUGUGUAUCUGCCACAGCCCGCCAGAAACUUCUGGAUGAAUGCCAGGACCAGCGCUGGUGCCAGUUCUCUGUGCAUAGUCCAGUGUUUGGGCCCGACCCGUGUCCCGGGACACACAAGUACCUGAUAGUUUCAUACAAGUGCAGACCAGCUAACCACCGCAUUAAGACCGUGUGUGAGAAUGACAAGCUGAGGCUGCAGUGCAGGGCUAAAUCUGUCCUAGCAAUUUACUCCGCAAGCUAUGGCAGAUCCAUGCGGGGCAAACCAGAGUGUGACUCUGCGAACAGGACUGGACUCAAUGUAGAGUGCUUAGCUCCUGAUGCCUUGAGGAGAGUCUCUCGGAAGUGUCACAGGAAGGAGAACUGCACCAUCUUGGCUAACAAGGCCACCUUUGGUGACCCCUGCUUCCCUGGCGUGAAGAAACAGCUGAGGGUCUCCUAUACAUGUGUGCCAAGGCAGCUGUUUGAGGAGGUGGGCCAGGAUUCCCCAGACCCCUUCUCGCUCUCCGACUACACACAUGGUGUCCCCGAGAAGGUGGGCCUCUAUUUUCUGUGUGGGGUCUCCGGAGGCCUGGUGUUCCUGCUUUGUAUCUUCAGCCCCAAAAUGGCCUUCAUACAGGACAUGAAGGAGGUCUUAAAAGACUCAAAACUGGGGAGCAGCUCAGAGCUAAGCCGGACCAAGUUACGGGAUGACCACGACGAGGACAACCACAACGACGACAGCUCCUCAGACUCCUCAUUCCGCCACCUCACCCGCACCUACCGUGCAUCCAACAACAUCUUCAGCCCGGAGCUGACCGCAGCCCUGGAGGGUGCUGCUGAGCAUAGGGCCCAAGAGGGAGAGGAGAUCUGGAUGCUCAAAGAUUCCAGCCCCUACGCUAUUCACAAACUCAAAUCUGCUACCAAAUGAGAAUGAGGAGCAGGGGCCACUGGCAGGGCAAUGAGCCAGCUCCACAUCAGCAAGCAGCUCUUCCUAGUUACAGAUCCAAAUAAUGGAGUGGGAACAGGGUGGGAAGGGAGACAAUUUUCAUCUCCGGGGACCCAAACUCAUAACAGGCUUAGGUCACGUGCAACGAGUAUGUUGAUAACAGUCUGAUCCCUGAUAGAGAUUUAUCAUGACUCAAACAAAGCUAGGCAAACUAAUAUACAUUCUGUGAACGCCAUGUAAUAACUUUCCUGCUAUAGAAACCAUAGAUUCCAUAAUCAGUAUUUAUAUCACACACAACAAAAGCACAUUUGUUACAAUUGGCAGUCUCUGCUCAAGAGGCGAGCUGGUUGGAGAAAUGUAGACAUAAUCAUAUUCCAUCAGAAUAUACAGUUCUGUUGAAAGCAAAACGUUUAGCAAAAUUGGGUUGAAUUCUGCCUGAACUUUGUUUAGGAAGAAAUGCAUGGGGGAAAAGGGAUUCCAACAAUGUUGAAAUGACCCGUACCAACAUUUUCAGAAUGAAACUUUUUUGAUUUUUUUUUUUUUGUUUUGAAACAACUUUUAGUUUAAAAUUUUUUGCAUUUUGUAGUAAAAUAUAUUUAUAAUACAAAAUGAAAAAAGUCAAAAUUGAAACAAUACAUUUCGGAUGACCCCAAACAAAAUAUUUUUUGGAAUGUUCCUUUGCACUUGAGAUCUUCAGUUUAGGAAAAACACAUAUUUUGAAAUCUCAAAAUCCUUCUGUCCUCCCUGAGAUCCUGGUCUAAAACAGCAGGGAGAGCUGCAGGGCAGGAUUGAAUGGGAUUGUCUGUCAUUUCAACUGAAAGUUCUGACUGGGAGUUACCCUGGUUUGGUUACCAAGAAGAAUUCAGAGGUGGAAACCUUGCAUUGUCAUUACAGUUGGGUGUUUGUAAGGUCAGUGAACCGACCAGUUAUGAAAAGCUAUCUCAACAAUAUCAAGCAAGGAAUCAGACUGGUACAUUACGUGGUGUUUUGUCUGAUUUCUUGGGGUACAUCUAUACGGCGGGUAGUGUUUGAUGUAUCGGGGAUCGAUUUAUUGCGUCUUGUCUAGACGUGAUAAAUCAAUCCCCGAAUCGACGCCUGUGCUCCACCUCGGCAGGAGAAGUAAGCGGAGUUGACGGGGGAGCCGUGGCGGUUGACUCGCCACCGUGAGGACGGCCAGGUAAGUCAAACUAAGAUACUUCGACUUCAGCUACGUGAAUAGCGUAGCUGAAGUUGCAUAUCUUAGUUCGAACACCUCCCCACCCCACCAGUGUAGCCCAGGCCUUAGUGAUGUAAUUAAUUUUAGCCAAUUAAUGAUUCAGUUCAUACUGAAUGCUCUGCUUACUCAUGGUUGUGUUGCAGUCAGUUGCUAACACUCAAUUACUCAAUUAAUUUCUUGUCUAUUGGCCUAUUUAUAAGGCCCCUUUAUCCUCCUUUUCACUGAUUCCUGUCUUUUGUUUUUUAUUCCAGUUAUGUCAAUUUACAUUACAAUUCAUGGUCAAUGUUCUUUAAUGAUAUGUGAUAACAUUGUGUGGAUAGAGAGCCAA
This is a messenger RNA of Malaclemys terrapin pileata, 2750 nucleotides long. RefSeq names its product protein eva-1 homolog C-like. Lineage: Eukaryota; Metazoa; Chordata; Testudines; Emydidae. The coding region runs from base 1 to 1188 and encodes 395 amino acids. The record is from RefSeq and is a predicted model, not a curated record. The transcript has 7 exons. Gene Ontology annotation, molecular function: carbohydrate binding.